AUGGCUCAUGUGGACGAGGCCGCCCGCCGGUUGUCCAAGUCUGGGUCAACCCUCUAUGCAGUGCUGGAGCUUAAGAAGGGUGCCUCACCUGAAGACGUCAAGAAGGCCUACAGGAGACUGGCCUUGAAGUAUCAUCCAGACAAGAAUCCAGGGGACGCUCAAGCAGCAGAAAUCUUCAAGGAGAUCAACACAGCCCACUCCGUACUGAGUGACCCUAAGAAGCGGAAAAUUUAUGACCGGCAUGGCUCAUUGGGGAUAUAUAUAUACGAUCACUUUGGCGAAGAAGGAGUCACAUACUAUUUUACGAUGAAUAGUUGUUGGUUCAAGACGCUUAUCCUCCUGUGUGCUCUGCUCACCUGUUGCUGUUGCUGCUGCUGCUGCUGCUUUUGCUGUGGAACACUGAAGCCACCACCUGAGGAAGCGACUAACAAAAAAUAUGCGUCAAAUGUCCAGCAUCAGCCUCCAAGGUCAGGACGCAGAGAACAUUUUAGAAGAGAGGAAGAUGGUUCUAGUGAUGAUAAUUAG
Cervus elaphus (red deer) is the source of this 525-nucleotide messenger RNA. RefSeq names its product DnaJ heat shock protein family (Hsp40) member C5 gamma (gene DNAJC5G). The transcript is spliced from 4 exons. Bases 1 to 525 code for a protein of 174 amino acids. Lineage: Eukaryota; Metazoa; Chordata; Mammalia; Artiodactyla; Cervidae. The record is from RefSeq and is a predicted model, not a curated record.